Messenger RNA from Doryrhamphus excisus (bluestripe pipefish), 1584 nucleotides. It is a transcript of the gene hwa, whose product is annotated as huluwa. Lineage: Eukaryota; Metazoa; Chordata; Actinopteri; Syngnathiformes; Syngnathidae. The record is from RefSeq and is a predicted model, not a curated record.
CCUCACAUCCAACGUAAUUGCGCUCAGCUGUUGCUCUGUGAUGUUCCUCCACCUGCUUUGCACGGACGUCUCGGGUCGUGUUAAAACUCAAGAACAAAUGUGUUAUUUGCCAACAAGAACGACUUUGACUUUUGUACCAAAGAAAAGCCGCAGGCAGACCACCACCAAACCACCAAACCAAAAUGGCCCACAUUGAUUGACACGUCAAACCACGUGUGCAGAGACACACACGCUGGAUCUUUGGAGAUCAGAUGUUUUCAUUUCUAAUUGAGAUCUUUUUAUGUUCUACGGAAUGAAAUGUCGGACCCACGUCAGAGCACCCCAAGCAACUUGACCGAAGGUUACCCGGUGACAAAUCUUACCCUGGUGGUUCUCCUGCUCAUCCCCGCCGUUGUCGUCCUGCUCCUCCUCAACUGCUUCUUCUUGGGCUACAAGCUGCUCCUCCUCUCCAAGACGAAGAGACUAAAGCGGGAAGACACGGAGGAGUUCCUGUUGCACAGAGUCAGCAGGAGGUCACCCGACGUGGAGGUCUUCCCUACGCGGAGGGAGUACAUGUCACUGUCCGAGCCAGUGCUGCCUCACCCGGUUACCUCCUCCAGGGCUUCGUCGAGGGAGAGAGCAGCAGGAGCGGAGCACAGGAUACGGCUACUGAGGCCGGAUGGGGCGACAGGGUCAGGGUCCCUGAGGGCGCCGAGUAGCAUCAGGGCGUCCAGGGCUGGGAGGCUGGACCUGGCUUCCGGGUCACGGAGCCUCAACAAGGCCGGGUGGCGUCACAGCGCGCCGGUGUUGCCCAUGCAGUCCAGUGACUCGGAGACCGAGGUCAGGCUUCAUCUGGUUCCACCCAACUCCCCCACAGAAGCGGAUCAUGUGGUCCAAGCCGGGAUGCUGACCGAGUUGAGUCCAGGCAUCGUGCAUGUUUUUGACCAAGUGGACAUGGAGUGCGAGUACAUCAACCCCCCCUCGGAGAGAUCCUGCCUCAACACAUCCGCCGUGCAGGGUUCCGGCCUGGACAGCGACUUUGGUGCCAGUGCAGGUGUGUCCCUGCGGAUUCUGUCAGCAGACAGUGAUGGUUUGUCUAAUGGCGUGCCUGCUUCGGCGUUGGAGUGGGACUAUUACGACCCUUGUUACGUCAAACAAAACAACGUGCCAAAACAUAAACACCACAGAACUGCCCUGCACUCCAAACAGUACUGGGUAUAAACACCCCCCCUCCCAAAAGUCAAUAUGUUAGUAGUGUGUGUUUUACCGUUUAUUUAUUUUUUAUUUUAUUCUAUUUAAAAAGCACCUUAUGAGAUGUUGGUUUCACUUCUCACGUACACAUUUGAUAUAUUUUGAAUGCACCCAACACGGAAUUUAACACUAAGUUUGUCACGAUGUUGAUGUUUGUUUUUCACAUUUCACAAUAGCCAAUUGUUAUGUACACUAAUAUGACAUUUGAAUCUUUCAGAUCAUGAAUUCACUUUUGAAUACGGUUAAGGUCAUUGCUUUUAACUUCUAAUGAUAUUAUACAUGUUUCUUGUCCAAUUCUGUGCGUUUGGCUGAUUAAAUUGCUGAAUUACUAUCGGAGAUGCUUGAUAUUGGCUU